ACAUCCUAGUUUAUGCCUAUAUAAUAAAAUUAACCACUUGAUAAACACUUGGUCGAGAAGUGAAAUAUGGGUAGCAAGAUCAGUGGUAUCGUUCUUAUAUGCAUUAUCUUACUUGUUACUUUUAAUUUAGACGUCACCCUCGGUACUCAAGAUCCUGGCAAGCAACCGACGAAAACAUGUACGGCCUAUAUUGAUCGACCACCAUGUACAGAUGAUUUCUGUGCUAAAAAUUGUCCAAACUACACCAAUAAUGCUCCCGUUAUAUCUUCAGUUUGUGAAUUACCAAAGAAAUACCGCUGCAUAUGCACCUUUAAAUGUUAUGCUCCUCCACCUCUUUCCCCAGAAAAUUCAUUUUCCUAUAAUAAUUGAGGCUGGAUCAAAAUUUACAAAAUUUGAUUCUAAUAAUCUACUCUUUUGUUACCUGCUUAUAACACUUUCACCUCAUACUCUUUUUCAGAAUAAUCCAAUAUUGAUUUCUUCGAAUUUAAAUCCCCGUCUGCGUAUCAAAUGAGAUUGCAGAUUUUUGUUAAAGACAACGGAGUUUCGAAAGGUUAAGUAAAAGGGGAGACUGUCAUUAGCAGGCCGAAAAAGAUUAGAUUAUUACAAUUAAAACUUAUAAAUACUAAUAUACACAAUACUACGUACUUCCUCCGUUCUUAAAUAAAUGCAACGGUCAACAUUUCACACUUGCCGAGACACAACUUUGACCAUUAAUAUAAAUGAUUUAGUAUUAGUAAAAAAAUUAAAAAAAAAUAGAUUAUGAAAAUUUACAAUGAGACAAGUUUAACAAUAUUUUUUUCAUAAAAUAAUAUUAUUACAUUAAUAAAUAAAACGUAGUCAAAGUAGAACAUGUGAAUAGUGUGAAAGUCAAAGUGUUGCAUUUAUUUAAGAACGGAGGUAGUAUAUUGUACUCCAUAAUAUCUAAAUGUAUACAAAAAGUAAAUAAAUGUGUGUUGUAUACACACCCUGGAAUAAAUAAAUUUGUUUUACUUACUGGUGGAAUGAUUCGAUGUUACAAUAAUUGUCUUGUUUGGCUAGUUUUCUUACUGCUAAUUAUGAUGACUAGUAUUCCACCCGUGCGUUACACGGGAUGUAAUAUGUAGAUAUUAUAAAUGAUACUCCAUCUUUUCCAUAGAAUAGUUCCUACUUUUGUUUUUUGGACGUUCUAUAUAAAGGUUUUUGUUUCUAUUUUAGAAAACAAUUUACAAUUUGAAAUGACAAUUUAAUCACUGAAUAUUGAAAAAAUUACAUUUAUAACAUCACAUUUAUCAAUAUUAACUCCACUAUACGGAGUAUUACAAACUUAUUAAAAUUAUUUUUCAAAAUAUACUCAAAUUAACUUAUUUAAUUAUUGUUUAAAUAACCCUGUCAUUUUGCCAUGAUUAGUUCGUUCAAUUUCAAUUCAACACCAAAUUAAUGAUUUCAAUUCACACCUACAGCCCAUGAUUAGAAAUUGGGAAUUCAUGGGGGCGGGGUAAAACCGAGAGUGUAAACUAUUUUCCGCCGUUUAAAUUUGGACGGGUGAUGGAAUUUUGAAUUAUACGGGCCAACAAUAUACUUUGUAUGUUAUACUCCAUCCAUUCCAUUGGAUUUUGCCAACUUUCCUUUAUUCAUUAUCCUAAAAAAAUUUGUCACUUUCAUAAUAAAGCAACUAAUUUGUGGUUCUGCACAUUGUCUCUCUCCUCUGCACAAUUUUCAACCACACAAUUUUUACUUUUCUUAUUUUCCACCUACUUUGCACUUGGCAAAGUCCACCGGGAUGGAGGUAGAAUAUGGUUUAUAUAGUAAAACUAAGUUAUUAAUGAUUGAUGUGUUAAUUUUUUAUUGGUUAACAAAAAAAAAAUAUCAUAAAUUUUGUAAAUGUAAAAACAUACGGUUAAACUGGAUAACUACAUAGGCCAAAUUACCAAAUUGGUAAAAAUAAAAGGGUAGACUACCAAAUCGAAAAAAAAACACUUGAGACAUAUUGGUAAAAAAAGAAGCUCUAGACCUCUAGUGACAAAUUGGUAAAUUUUUUUGGGAGUGAGACACUUUGAUCACUGACUUUAGAAUUUUUGACAUUUCAUGUCUAAGUAUUGUGAAAUUGACAUUUUCUGUCCUUUUACUUUUAUUUUGUCAUCAAAAGUGGAAGUUUAAAUAUGUGUUUGAUAACGUCAUAAACAUUUGUAGUUGGUGCACUAUUACUUUGUUCCCAACUGCAAAUGUUUAUGACGUUUUCAAAAGUUACUAACGGUCGUGUUUGAUAAUCACAGUUGUUUGCUAGCUAAUAGUCGGUUGAAUCAAUAAAUUGAUACUAGCCGAUUCAGUUAGCUUUUUAAUUAACCGCUUUCAUGAGCAUUUCAAAAAAAAAAUUAUGAUGGUACCAUGGAUUCUAACCAUGACCCAAUUACGUAAUUAUGUUUGUUUAUCUGUGUGUGUGCGGUGUACUGUGUGUGUGCUCGCAGUGUGUGUGUGUGCAGUGUGUGUGUGUGUAGUGUGUCGGGAUAAAUUUAAAAAACAAUUGUGUCCGGCCCGGCCCGGUCCCGGUACAAACCCGACACGGUACCGAGCUGCAACCCAAACUUUUAGUCCCUCCCAAACCCGUCUCAGGGCCCGGCCUGGCCCGGGAUCGGGCCACCCACUACGUGGUAUAAGAUGUAAACUUAUUGUUUAAUGUAAUGCUUAUUACACAAAUCAAAGUAAUGAGUUUCACAUACGCAAUGACCAUUACAUUACAGUUUAAAAUAAAAUGACAUAUCAAACAUCGUAAUCAAAUCAACAUGUAAUGCUCAUUACAUUACAUUACAUGGUUGAUUACGUCAUACCAAACAUAGCCUUAGGACAAAUAAAAGAUGGAGAAAAUGAAGUUCUUACUUCUCAUUCAUAUCAAUAUUACACCAGAAUACCCACAUUUUGAUGUGUGGGAAAUAAUUGGCCCGUUUAAUGAGAUAUUUUCGUUGUACAAUGAUCAUUGAUCAAGGAGAGGCAACACUUUGGAAUCCUGCCAUAAGGAAGGCCAUUUCUCUUUCACUUUCCCAACACUUUGGAAUCCUGCAAUUCUCUCAGUUUAUAUAUUGGGCACUGAUUCUUGGAAACACUCAAAAGCAGAAGAUAACAUCUGCAGCGACUGAAUGAGCAGAUCUUGUUGCAACACACACUUGGAAGGAAUUUACUAUUGGAGAACAUACAACAACUGCAACAUCAUUGCAUUUGGAAACACUCAAAGCAGGGAGAUAUAGUUGUGUUGCCUGUGUACAACAAUUUUGUGGUUAUGUUUCUGUUUGAACUGCUCAAGACGCAGCAACCAAGUAUUGAUCAUAUAUGGGUUCUGAGUAAGGCAAUGUAUGUGUUGGGCCAAAAUGGUUAGUCUUGGACCAUUAUUUGCUAUCCAAUUAAGAUGCGCGUCCUUGAGGGUGUGUUGGUGGUAACGUAUGAUUGACUAUGCAUUUUAGGAAGUAUUCCUUGUAAUAAAUUAAAUUAGGAAAUUAUAUGUAGCAUAUCAACUAUUUUUGUAAAGUAAUUAUUAGGUCUCUUGUAUAAAAGACAAUGAUGUGUUGGAAAAAAGUGUGUUAAAUUGUAUUAAAUGGUCAUUUUGGG
Messenger RNA from Cuscuta epithymum, 3576 nucleotides. Lineage: Eukaryota; Viridiplantae; Streptophyta; Magnoliopsida; Solanales; Convolvulaceae. The record is from the annotation of a GenBank genome assembly.